This is a messenger RNA of Penicillium manginii, 2040 nucleotides long. RefSeq lists its product as uncharacterized. Bases 1 to 2040 code for a protein of 679 amino acids. The transcript is spliced from 3 exons. NCBI's taxonomy places the organism in Eukaryota, Fungi, Ascomycota, Eurotiomycetes, Eurotiales, Aspergillaceae. The record is from RefSeq and is a predicted model, not a curated record.
AUGGGCACUGAUCCUGCCCACCCGCAGGCGCAAGCAUGCAAGCUCGCCGAUUCAGCAGACGACAGCUCAUUUAGAUUUACUCCUAUCAAAGCCAUUCGAGCCCUGCCCCGUCUGUGGGAGCGCAAACAAGCGACACCCUUUAAAGGCGGACUGAAACCACGGAAACUUUGGAAACGCUUCCAAACAUCCUUCUCCAACAUGCAGACCCUCCAAGACACGACUGCUAUUAUCGAGAACGACGCACUACAAACCGCGAUCAAUACAUCCAAGGAUUCAAACUAUGUCCGGGGAACGAAACGCAUGCGUGUCGGUUCUGAAGAGAUUCAGAAUCGCAGCGAGGCUCCUCAGGCCGGUCGCUCAUUCUUCGAGACCAAAUGGGACUCAGAGGCUGCUCGGAAAAAACGGAAAUUGCCCGACUCGCCCUUCGAUAUUUUUGAUGAGAAGAAACAUAAUACACCUCUCUUUUCCGAAAGCCAAUUUGAUGGACCUGCAGAAAACACCAGCGCAAGCGAAAUCAGCAAGAAUAUCGAAAAUGUGAAUAUGGAAUUUGCGACGACCGCAUCCUCUCGGCCCUUUGGAAUGCCGCAAGGCCCCCAAGAGACCCCUGUAUAUCAAGACGAUGUCCAUGCUGAAAACUCAGGAUCGUCAGGUUCUGACUCGAUAGCCGCAAUCGACCAAGAGCCCAGUUUAGCAGUCGAGGAACAAUCUGCGGAUGGCGUUGAGGACCUACAGAGCGCAAGAACAGCCGAGGUGGCACCAACACCCACGAAGGCCGUGCGAGGUUUGACACAAGAGCAGAAGGGGAAGCUAGUACGCUCCGCAUUGCGGAGCUCGCUGGAUGGGGAAGACGCAGAGCUGCUCAAUGACUUCUUAUCAAAAGCCAAAGCUAAGCGUGCGGCUAAGGCAACCUUGAUGAACGCCCAAGAAUCAGAUGUGGACGUCUCCGAGAAAUCUUCGAGCUCCGAGGAUUCACCAGAUGCUGAAUGCGUAACUCCACGUUCACGUCGGGCCUUGGAGGAUUUGGACACGAACUCGCCAUCACCAAUCAAGGUCCAGGUUUCACCCUCGAAGAAGGCAGAUAUGAUCCCCGAAGACGCGACUCGAGAAAUCGUUGCUAAGAAGGAUCUUCAAGACGAUGAGCAAGCUCCCGGCAGUCCUGCAUACCGUCGCAGCACUCGUGUCAAAGCUCCGCCAGUAGAGGCGCCCGCUGCGCCUAACACAAUCUCUCUUCGACGCGCCAAGGGAACUGAAUUUGUUUUCUUGCAACGAACUGAAACCCAAGAACUAGCUUUGGCCACAAAGCGCAACACUCGCAACAAUAGAGGCAAAUCAGUCAUGCCCAAAUACGUACUUGAGGCGAUGUCGCAGCAUAAUGAGCUUUCGGGAGCGAAUGAAAGUGAUCGACCUGGACGGAAAGAGCGAAAGGGCACCAAUCACCGUCAAUCGCGCAAAAAUGUAUCUUGGAACGAGGAGCGCCUCGCAGAGUAUGAAGAUGAAGUACCAAGCUCGGAGUCCCAGGGAGAAGAGGAGGGUGCCAUCAGCAGGAAUGACGUCGGCGGUACUUCUCGUGCUCGAUCUGGAGCAAAGAAAGCAGACAAAGCAAUGUCCAGCAGCCGCAGCAGCCGAAGCCAAGUGCAGCAGGAGACUCGGGAUGAGAGCACAAAUGUCGAAAGCGGCCCGACCACUUCGACUUCUGCAGCACCGCGAUCACGACGGGUGCGGCGCCUCGGUGAAUCGACGAUGACCUCCAGCACCCCUGUGAAGACAGGUAGUGGCCGGAUCAGCAAGCCUCCCGUCGCUCCGACCCCCGCAGUGGCUGCUGGAGGGCCCUCAACUCCUACUAAGAGUCGCCGGAAGCUGGUUCCAAAGUCUCCCAGUUCGUCAAUGAUUCCUACUCCAGCUACGAAGAGCUCCGAGCAGUCUUUUGCUAGUGGAAUUCCCACUCGAAGUAUCGCCAGCGAGGGGCCAAAGCGAAAGAGCAUGCUGGAAGCCAGUGCAGGGUGUACCCCUAUGCCGAAGCGGGUGCGAGCUCGGACUUAA